AAGGGAAAGGCUAAGGCGGACGCGCACGAGGGCCCCGAGGGCGAGUUUUGCGCCGUCAAGGCCUCUGUGGUGCUUGCCCUCUCCCCCGUGUUCGCGAGCAAGCCGCGCGAGGGCGCAGAAGAAAUGCUCGACUCGAUGAUCAUGCGAUAUAUCCCAGCCCUGCGCGGCGUCGUACUUGCGCACUCGAAUCUGCAGUUUCUCGACAAGGUCGGGCGGAUACAGGCCGACAGCCCAUUCGCGGUAUGCAACGUUGGGUUCGAGGCGACGAUAUGGCGGCCAGAGCUGGGGAUGAAGCUAUCCGGAAAAAUCAAUCUCUGUUCCCCUGACCACAUAUCGCUGCUCGUGCAUCGGACGUUCAAUGUAUCUAUACCUCGACACCAUAUCCAAACUGACGAGUGGGAGUUUGAACAUGGGCCGGCCGAGAAUGACCCAGAAUUUGGUAUAGGAGUAGAGGCAGUGGAUGCCCAGGAUGGAGAAGAUCCAGGAGACGCACGCCCCUCGGAAGAUGUGGAACGAGGCGGAAGGUGGAUUCACAAAGUCACUGGUGAUCGACUGGGUGGUGAGGAGGGACGCCUGGAGUUCACAGUUGUUGGCCUCACGAUCGCGAACCAAAUGCUUUCCGUUCUCGGCUCUAUCCAGCCAGAUCCCUUCUCUCCUGCCCAUAUUUCUCACUCUGCUGCACACGAGGAACCUCAAACAGUGCGAUCACCAUCUCCUCAAGCCGAAGAAAACGAAAACGAUGCAAGCGGAGAAGAAGAAGAAGGCGGGGCAAUCGACGCUUUCGCACAGCUCGGCCGGCUCAGCGACGAGGCAGAGAAAAAGGCGCAAAAGGAGCGCGAAGCCAGGGAGAAAGCGGAGAGAAAGGAAGAGAGAAAGCGAAAACGGAGAGAAAAGGAGAAGCAAGCUGAGGAGGGAGAGGUUGCGGUCAAGAAGUCGAAAAAG
Messenger RNA from Heterobasidion irregulare TC 32-1, 942 nucleotides. RefSeq lists its product as uncharacterized. The annotation marks the transcript as partial. Gene Ontology annotation, cellular component: RNA polymerase I complex. NCBI's taxonomy places the organism in Eukaryota, Fungi, Basidiomycota, Agaricomycetes, Russulales, Bondarzewiaceae. Gene Ontology annotation, biological process: DNA-templated transcription initiation. The transcript is spliced from 4 exons. The record is from RefSeq and is a predicted model, not a curated record.